This is a messenger RNA of Schistosoma curassoni, 4350 nucleotides long. Lineage: Eukaryota; Metazoa; Platyhelminthes; Trematoda; Strigeidida; Schistosomatidae. The record is from the annotation of a GenBank genome assembly.
AGCGCGUUUUUUGAUCUUGGUGAAAACUAUGCUAGUUGACCGAAGAUGGAUAAUAUCAUAAAUGAACAUGAAAAUAGCCCACUCCAGUCUGAAGAUGACAUUUUACAAUGUGAUAGAUAUGGCUUUCGUGGUGGCCAGCAGUAUACAAAUCCAGAGGAAGAAGAUCGUGUUCCCAUCGAGGUUAUACGUUCACGAGAGUUAAAAUGGAGAAAAAUGUGUUCUAAUUGGAGUUUAUGGUAUUUUAAAUACCAUCAAAAGCUACGUGAUCGAUGUCGAAAAGGAAUUCCUGAUUCAUUUCGUUGUGAAGCAUGGCAACGACUUUGUGCAAGCCCAAUGGUACUUGUUCAACGUCAACGAAUUACAUGUGAUGAAACUGUCGAGACAAAAACAACAAUUACAGGAACUAAUCAAAGUGUUGAUCAUAGUAGUAAAAGUAAAUUUCCUAGGCAUCGUUUUGGCACAUUAUCAAAUCGAACAAAUUUUAAAAGUUUACAAAUGGUUAUCACUUCUCCAAGUUUUCGUACUAGUCAAAUUAAAGAAGACGAUAGACGCAAACUUUUAUUUCGAAAAUUGCACGGCACUGACAGUACUGUGUUAAUUCAAGGGUCUAGUUUCCAUUCUUUACGCAUUAGCAGGGUUAAAGAUGUUAUUCCUGAUUCACAUGAUAGCUGUCGAUAUCCUUCAGCACUACCUCUUUCCUUACAAAAUCACGAGAGUCCAAAUACUCAAAGAAUAUCACCGUGGCAGCGAAAUACUUUCAAUAGCGAAUCCAUUCGAUCAAUAUCCGGUACAACUCAUAGCAGUCUUCAUAAUUUACCUUCUAGUGCAUUGAACAAUGUUAAUUCUUCAAUGUUUAACCAAUCAGCAUUACCUAAUUCAGGUUAUUCAACAAUUGCAUCUGUUCAUGGCAAAUCAUGUUCACCAGAAUCACAUAUUGAUACUACUGAUAUGAUAAAAUCAAAUCAUGUUACAACUACUAGAAAUUCCGGUGGUUAUGCUAGUCUUAGUACGACAUCUUGUACAGAUAGUUCUAGUACAAAUCAUUUUCAAAACGAAAUUCAAAUUCACGAAGCAUCAUCCACAGAUUCAUGUACUUCCAUUUUAAUAUCAUCAUCUAUUGGAUCGUCAUCAUCACCAAUUUUACAUCGAAUUACACGAAAUAUUGACGUGUUUUCUAACCAAACAAGUGGUGAUAUUCUAACAGAAUACGAUAAUGAUGAUCCCAGAGCUACACUUGUCCCAUCGAUUGAUUUAGAUCCAGAGAAAUUAUAUACAAAUUAUUGCUUACAAGAAGGGACAUCAGUUAAUUGUGAUCAAAUACGUCGUGAUAUUGAUCGCCAAUUUCCUUUCCAUGAAUUAUUCAGUGAAAAGGGAGGUCAUGGUCAAGAAAGUUUAUACACCUUACUAAAAGCUUAUACAAUUAGACAUCCGGAGAAAGGUUACUGUCAAGGUCAAGCCCCACUAGCAGCUGUCCUACUCAUGUUUAUGCCGGAAGUUGAUGCCUUUUGGACUUUCAAUGAAAUUUGUGAACGUUAUUUAGAAUCUUAUUAUGAUGAUGGUCUUGAACGAGUGCAAAUUGACGGGGACGUCUUAUAUGCGCUUCUUAAGUCGAUACAUCCUCCAAUAUACAAAUUUUUACGAAAAUAUUCAGUGGAACCAAAUCUUGUCGUUUUGGAAUGGUUCAUGUGCGCUUACACACGAACUUUACCUUGGACAGCUGUAUUAAGAAUAUGGGACUUGUUCUUCUGUGAUGGUAAAAUCAUAUUAUUUAAAGUGGCUAUUGUUUUAUUGAAUCGUUUAUUUGGACAUCCUUCUCACCGUAAAUCAUGUCAAGGACUUGACGAUAUUCUUAUGAGAUUACGUGAAGUAUCAUCUGUUGUUGGCAAAUUGGAUAAUUUCAUCCGUGAAGUAAGUUAAACAUAAAUAAUAUUUGUAUAGCAGGCUUUCAUUUUACUUGGCAAUUGAAGUGAAAUGAAUGUCUUAUUGAUUAGUUAGUUGUCCAUUUUUGUAGAGCAGUGAAUACGUGUAACUUUGUAAGCUUCCGGACACCACUUUUCCUAUCUCUCUCUGUCUCUCUCUUUAUCCCACAUCAUAUUCUAAAGCACAUUCUGUUGUUGCAAGGAUAAAUAAAUAUUGUUAUUCUUAAUGUUGUGUAAAAGUUCAUACUACUGUUUGCGUUCACUUUUAAUGUAGCAGUCGAACUGAUCAACUUAUUAAUAUUAAAUAUUGCAUUCUAGUGAAUUAACUAACUUUUGUUUCAUUAUUCAGCUAAACAAAACAUGAAAUAUAAUUAUCAAUAAGUGCAUAUUAUUGAUAUGUAGUAUCGCUGUUUAGAAUGGACCAGUCUACUUUCGUUAUCGACGCCACAAUUCAAAAUACUCGAUUUGUUAGAUAAAUACUACAUCAUUCUCAUUUAGUCCAGAUUCUCAAUGUUAUAUCAGCUAGCUUAUUUAUCUUAUUUUGAAACGUUACACCUGACUUCAGUUUUGCUGGUUCGUUAGUUUCACUGUGUGUACGCCGAUCAUGAUAUAUGUUCUAAAGACAAGUUGAAAUUCUCUUAUUUCCACUUAUAUUUUUUCAAAACAAUUAAGUUCAAUCAUUGCUAGGUAUCACAUUGAUUGUAAUUGUAUUUUAUGGCUUACAACCUACCGAUACGCAUCGACGACCUUAAGUAACCAAUACACAGCAAAUGAGAGGGAGAUCGAUACUCUAUAUCUGACGGUCGGCUUAAGACUAACUAGCCUUGAACGAAGAGGAAUGAUACAAGACCAAUGAUCACUAGUUAAAAAUCGUCUUCAUAUUUUAGAUACUCAUUUAUAUAAAUGCAAGACUAGACCACAAAGCAGACCAAUUGAGUAACAGUAUUAAGACGGAACAACCACAUAAUUGGUGAGAAAAACGGAGUACUGGGUACACAAAUAAUCGGUUCUGGUUUAUAAAUGUAAAAUGACAUAGCAAUAAUUUACGGUUCAAUUAAAAGCUUGGAACAAGAGUAAUACGAAAAUAAUAAAACCAAAAUACUUAACAAAUAUGCGAUAUAUAUAAUCGUAGAAAAGUAACUUCGAAAGUCCUUAUCUCAUAGUUAUCUACAAUACUGUAUAUUUCUUAAAUAAACUUGGAAUAUCUGAGGAUGAUAGAACUACAGAACAUUGAGCGACUGACUGUUUCUUGAAAGUAUGAAUUAUCUUUCGCUAAGAUUGCAAAUAAACCAUUCAAUGUUUUUGCACAUAGAGUUCUAUAAUGUAUAUCAACAUUUCUUUGUGCUGAAAAAGAAAAGAAACCGAUAGAACUGUUAGCUUGUUGCAUUAUCAUUAUGUAGUUCAGUACUUUUUUAUGUAUGACCAGUGGAGGUGAGAUGUAAUUGGCCAGUGGACAAAAAUAAACAAACACAGUUUGUUAAACUUUGUGACACUAAUGUUGUGAAUUCCUUUUUAUCAUUGAUUUCACUGUGAUCUCUAUCCUGUUUGUAGAUUUCUAGUAUUUGUGUUAAAUAAAUUAUUGUCUAGCCUAAAAUAUACGGAAAAUGCCCCGCACACUCAGGGAGUUGCUCUGAUGCUGUCCAAAGUAGCACUUAAAGUACUUGUAGGAUGGGAAUCUCAUACCAUACACCCAGGAUCAUCAAAGCAUUCUUCAAAACAAAGAAGGAGGGAAUCACAAGGAAUGUUAUUCAGUAUUAUGCACCCACCAAUUAUAGUAAUGAAUACGAUAAAGACCAAUUUAAUUAGAGGCUACAAUCGAUUAUAGCGAAGUGCUCAAGAAAGGACUUGAUGAUCCAGAUGGGAGACUUAAAAGCAAAGUCGGAAUGGACAACACCGAAUAUGAAGAUAUCAUGAGACGACAUGGACUGGGAAAAAGAAACGUGAAUAGUGACAGAAUUGCAAAUUUAUGUGCCUUCCGAAAAAUGGUUAUAGACAGUACAAUAUUCCCCCACAAACGCACACACAAUGUUACAUGGGUGUCACUGAAUCACACUACAGAGGAACAGAUCAAUCAUAUUUGCACCACUAAAAAAUUCAGAAAGUCAAUGGAAGACGUGAGAACCAGGAGCUGAGCCGACAUAGCUUCAGAUCACCACCACUUGAUAGUUGUCAAGAUGAAACUAAAACUAAAAAACAGUGGACAACUAGAGGAACAGGAUUACAAAGUUUCAAUACAGCCUUCCUUUAAGAUACUAACAAACUCAGGGAAUUCAAGAUAAUUCUCAACAACAGGAUCUACUGAAAGAAACUACUAUGGAAGACAACUGGAAAGGGAUCAAAGAUGCACUAACUUCAACGUGUCAGUAGGUUCUGGGUCUCAAGAAGCAUCAUCAUAAGGAAUAGAUUUCUAUGGAAACCCUGGACAAGAUUU